Molecule: messenger RNA, 1806 nt
Organism: Oryzias melastigma (Indian medaka)
Lineage: Eukaryota; Metazoa; Chordata; Actinopteri; Beloniformes; Adrianichthyidae
Biological process (GO): regulation of transcription by RNA polymerase II; positive regulation of DNA-templated transcription
Cellular component (GO): DUBm complex; SAGA complex
Molecular function (GO): transcription coactivator activity
Source: RefSeq, a predicted model, not a curated record
CACGUGACACUCGCCGACAAAAACAGUGGAGUGAACAGAAAUCCCCCGGCAGUCAGCGCGCGGCUAAAGACACCAUCGGUGAGUGGGGCGCUCGUGCUGCGAUCGAUUGCUACCGUCUGAUCUCUGAUGCAAAGAUGGAUGCCUGCCGAAACAGGUUAUAAGCGUGGAAAGUAACUCCGAGGCUGCCCGUUCAACGUUCAAUUCCCUGAUUUGGCCAAUGCUUGCAGCGCUACAGCAUGACCACAGCGUUGGCUGUUCAUCUGGUAGUUCUGGCAAAUGAAAAUGGAGGAGGGUUCUGUGUCCAGCCUGGACAACAGCAAGCUGGAGGGCAUGGCUCAGGACAUCCUGUCUGAGCUGGUGGAAGAUGCAUGUCUGGGUCUUUGCUUUGAGGUCCAUCGGGCUGUAAAGCAGGGCUACUUUUUCCUGGAUGACACGGACCAAGAGAGCAUGAGGGACUUUGAAAUUGUGGACCAGCCAGGACUGGAUGUGUUUGGGCAGGUGUACAAUCAGUGGAAAAACAAGGAGUGCGUUUGUCCCAACUGCAGCCGAAGCAUCGCAGCGUCACGAUUUGCCCCGCACCUGGAGAAAUGCCUGGGAAUGGGACGGAACAGCAGCCGCAUAGCCAACCGCAGAAUAGUAACAGGUAACAACACCAACAACAAGUCAGAGAGUGACCAAGAGGAUAAUGAUGACGUUAAUGAUAAUGACUGGUCGUACGGCGCAGAAAAGAAAGCAAAGAAAAGGAAAUCUGACAAGGCAUGAUGGGCUCCAGACGCCGUUUGGACAACCAGGAGAGCCCACGCACGAGGCGUUCUCUCAGUAAUCCGCCCGUCCAAUCACACAUGCUUUAGUUGUUGUUGUUGUGUGUGACCAACGCACAAAGGGACACACAACGGAGACCAACGUCAGCAAACCAUCGGACUCUGGAUGUUUUCUGCAACAGAAACAAUCUUCAACUCUAUACUUGACAAAAAACUAUUUUUUGUUUUUCAUUUACAUAAAAACAUUUUUUAGUGCUUUAUUCCACUUUUUCCAUUCAGGAUAUAUAAAAAAACAAGAUAAAAUUAGGGCAUUAUGUUAAUGUUCUUCUCAUAAGCAGCAGUUAAUUUAUUCAUUCAUUUCCUUCACUUCCUCUGAUUCAUCAGCCUCUGCACUGAAUAAACGUCAUGGUUGAUACAGAAAUAUUGUCCGUCUUUUGAGGUUUGAGUAAAAGCAUUUAAAAAAAAUCAAACUUUCCAGAUCAAAUGCAGUACAAUAUUUGUUUUUCUGAGUCAGACUGUUCUCAUCAUGUUCUUACCUCCAGAAAGGUCUAAAGGUGGAGAGUUCCUUCUGAUUUGAGGGAUAAGGUGAUAAACUAUGUUAAUUUUCUGAAUUUAACCAUCAUGAUUACACAUUUCCCAGCUGAUCAAGAAAGAAUGAAUGAUAUCCUUCAUAACGAACGUCUAAGACAAUCAUUACUAAUGGUUUGUCUUUUCCUUUUCACUGUCGGGGUUCUAUUUGUCCAGCUGAAUCACCACACUAGCGGCUGCGUCUUCACCUGUGGAAACUUGUUUUCUCCUGUAGAUCAAUCUCUAAUGGUAUAAGCAGCUUUUGGCUGCCUAAAGGUUUUUUUUCCCCUUUUCUUUGUGAAUAUAUCAGCUUGUUUUCUAGCAUUCAAAUAUGUCUUUAUACCAUGUGUUUACAAUGUAAAGGGUUGCAUAUAUCCUUGCUGUGAUGUGAUAGUGUAAAUAUUGUAAUAGUUGAAAUGCUGCUAUCAUGGCUCAGUUUGUUCAUCUGUCUAGUAUAAAUAAAUAAUUUGCUACCUUG